AAGAUUGUUGCGGAAUUGUGUGAGAAAAAGUUUUAAUAAAAUAACCUUUCAACCGCAACGAUCGACGUUUGACUGUUUGCAAGCGCUUGCAUCAUUCCCGUCCGUGUGGUAAAAGUGCGUUCGACGUGCGCUCGGGGUCAUUUCUAGCAGGCAGCAUCCGAAUUGAUAACGCAACCAUCCUGUGAGGAUGUUUACCGUAAACACACAUCAGCACCAACUGUGGUUCCAUCUAUCGCAAAUAACGCCACGACACAGUCACAUCGCGUUCAAGAAGCAACACAAACACCACCAGCAUCAACAGCAGCGGCAAGGAAAGGAGACCGUAUCUCAGCUCGCCCAGCAGCAGGACUUUGUGCCCCGGUUGAAGCAAUCGCUCGUACAGCUGUACACCGAUGCGUUCCGGAGCACGGUCGAACCGUCGGCUGCGGCCCAGACGGUGCCUGCGGAGGAACUGUACCGGCUGAAGCUGCCCCGGCGGCUGGAGCGAAACCUGCUGAAGCACUUUAGCCAGGUGGAACUGCUCGGUAGUAUACGAGAGAACACUCCGUGGAGUCUGAACGUAACACCGCGCGUCAAGAAGGGCAAAAAUGUGGCCACGUCGACGGAGAAACUGUUCUUCAGCGGGGAAGCGGUACAAAAGCUCGUGCAUGGAUUACUGUCGCACAACACGUCCUGGAACUUUGCCCAGCAGCGAGGGUUCAAGACAGUCCGAUCGAUAAGCGCCGAACUGAAACGUAAUCCGGCGUUGUACACGCGUAUGAGGGAUGCCUUGGGAACUCCACCGCCACCAAUUGCUCACAAGUACGACCCGGUGGCGUACUCUGCACAAUCCCACGUCAGUUCACAGCCGCACGGUGAACCGCUGAACAAACUGUUGGCAGACGAUCCGACGCUCUCGGACGAGCAGCGCCAACGGCUGAAGAUUGCGUUCGCCGAGGGCUACCUGACCGCGUCGCAUCCGGACAGCCAGAACCGCUCGAGCAAGGCAAUGAAAUAUUUAAAGUUUUUCCAACAACUGCUCAUCAUCGUCGUGUUCAUUGGCAUCUUCAUUAGCAUGUUCGCAUCACCGAAUGGGUCCGUCUUUAGUAGAAUACAAAUCGGCAACCAGGUGGAGGUCGACCCGGAGGACAUCACCGUGACGUUCGAGGAUGUGAAGGGAUGCGACGAGGCGAAGCAGGAGCUGAAGGAGGUGGUUGAGUUCCUGAAGAACCCGGGCAAGUUUAGCAACCUCGGUGGAAAGCUGCCGAAGGGUGUGCUGUUGGUCGGACCGCCCGGUACGGGCAAGACAUUGCUCGCACGUGCCGUCGCUGGGGAGGCCGGUGUGCCGUUCUUCCAUGCUGCCGGGCCGGAGUUUGACGAGGUGCUCGUUGGCCAGGGUGCCCGUCGUGUACGGGAUCUGUUCAAGGCCGCUAAAGAACGUGCACCGUGCGUUAUAUUCAUCGAUGAAAUCGACUCGGUUGGCGCGAAGCGUACCAACUCCGUGCUGCAUCCGUACGCGAACCAGACGAUCAAUCAGCUGCUGUCGGAAAUGGAUGGUUUCCAGCAGAACGAGGGAGUGAUCGUGCUCGGUGCGACCAAUCGGCGCGACGAUCUCGAUCAGGCGCUCCUGCGCCCCGGACGCUUCGACGUAGAAGUGGUCGUUCCGACGCCCGACUUUACCGGCAGGAAAGAAAUUCUUACGUACUAUUUGGGCAAGAUUCUAAGCAGAGAAAUCAACAUCGAUCAACUGGCCCGGGGGACGACGGGAUUCACCGGGGCGGACAUUGAAAACAUGGUCAAUCAGGCUGCCUUGCGUGCGGCCAUCGAUGGAGCCGAAACGGUCACGAUGAAACACCUGGAGAACGCACGCGACAAAGUACUUAUGGGACCGGAGCGGAAGUCGCGGCUUCCGGAUGAGGAAGCGAACAAAAUUACCGCCUACCACGAGGGUGGACAUGCCAUAGUUGCUUACUAUACAAAGGAAUCGCACCCACUUCACAAAGUAACAAUCAUGCCGCGGGGUCCAUCGCUAGGCCAUACGGCGUACAUCCCGGAGAAGGAACGCUAUCACGUGACCAAGCAGCAACUGCUCGCCAUGAUGGACACCAUGAUGGGGGGGCGAGCGGCAGAGGAAUUGAUUUUCGGUGCAGAUAAAAUCACGUCCGGUGCCAGCAGUGAUCUGAAGCAGGCCACCUCGAUUGCGGCGCACAUGGUCAAGGAGUGGGGCAUGUCGGAGCGGGUCGGCCUCCGGACGAUCGAGGGCCCGAAAGGGUUCGGCCAGAAUGAGGUCCUCUCGCCGUCGACAGUCGAGAGCGUCGACAAUGAGAUCAAAAAGUUGCUCCAGGAAAGCUACGACCGCGCUAAGGCCAUUCUCAAGCAGCACGCCAAGGAGCACAAGGCACUGGCGGAGGCACUGCUGAAGUACGAAACGCUCGACGCGGAGGACAUCAAGGCGAUCAUGGGCGGGGAGAAGCUAGCGGCGGAGGAAAACUAAAGCGAAGCGAGCGAAUCCCUGCCGAAACAAAGUAAACAAAGGAACGUAAAGGCUUAAACUUAGCUGUAAGCAUACGCCGACGUUCCGAGGACGAUAGUUUUACGAAUGUAGGAUUAUACUACACCUACGGCACUCCCUUACUUCCUUCCUUCCUUCCCCUAAGCCUUGCAUAAUCGAACUAAAACUUUGCUACAGUGAGCGUGGUGGCAAAACGUGGAAGGGUUUCUACAAUGCGAAAACUGAGUCAAAAUGUUAUCCAAUCUUUAUGAAUUUAUAAAAGUUCAUACCACUAUAUAUAUAUUUUUAAAUGAAUUCCUUUGGUUACUUACAUACGCAACACCCAUGCGUUCGCUCGCAUGGAAUUCUACUUGCCGAAGAACCCAGCGCUGGUGGAAAUGGUGUUGGUGUGGAAAUUGUAUGUAUGCAUCCAUGCAUUGAUCAGGCACGCUUCAGUAUCGCAUAAACGAAUGAAAAUAAAUUAACUGUUAUUGCUA
This is a messenger RNA of Anopheles coustani, 2967 nucleotides long. It is a transcript of the gene YME1L, whose product is annotated as ATP-dependent zinc metalloprotease YME1L. The transcript is spliced from 8 exons. Gene Ontology annotation, cellular component: mitochondrial inner membrane. Bases 188 to 2473 code for a protein of 761 amino acids. Gene Ontology annotation, molecular function: ATP binding; ATP-dependent peptidase activity; metalloendopeptidase activity. Gene Ontology annotation, biological process: mitochondrion organization; protein quality control for misfolded or incompletely synthesized proteins. The record is from RefSeq and is a predicted model, not a curated record. Lineage: Eukaryota; Metazoa; Arthropoda; Insecta; Diptera; Culicidae.